AUGGCAGCGUUUGAGCGCGGGGCCCUCCCACAGCCGGGCCAGUGGCCAGCAGAUCCCCAGGAGGAUGUCGAGAUAUCAAAGGACAGGAUCUGGGUGGAUGGCUGCUUCGACUUCAGUCACCAUGGCCAUGCGGGAGCCAUGCUACAGGCCCGCAGACUGGGAAAAGAACUGCUCGUUGGCGUGCAUUCGGACGAGGAGAUAGCAGAUAAUAAGGGCCCUACCGUCAUGACCCUUGCUGAACGGAUCGCUGCCGUGGAUGCUUGUCGAUGGUCAUCAAAGUCCAUCCCGUACGCUCCAUAUGUUACUUCUCUAGACUGGAUAUCCCACUAUGGAUGUCAGUAUGUCGUUCAUGGUGACGACAUCACCUCAGACAGUGACGGUAACGACUGCUACCGGUUCGUCAAGGAGGCAGGCCGCUUUCUAGUGGUGAAGCGUACCCCUGGCAUCUCGACCACUGAUCUGGUCGGCCGCAUGCUUCUCUGCACCAAGACGCACUUUAUCAAGUCUCUUCUUGCAUAUAUCACGGGAAAGGAGGGAUCUGGUACUCCUGAAGAGAUGGAGGAGACUAGCAAGAGCCAUUUCCAGCGUAUCAGAGACUAUGCCACAGACGAGACAGGCCUACGUCCAGGACCUGAGGUCUGGCAUUGGAACGGCCCUUCGACUCUGAGUACGCCUACCACUACCGGAACCCAUGAGCAGCUGCAGCAGCUGGUAGAAGGUAUAAAGCCGAAGCCAGGACAGAAGAUUGUUUAUGUUGACGGUGGCUUCGACUUGUUUUCAUCCGGCCAUAUCGAGUUCCUCCGCCGCGUACACGUUGAAGAAGAAAGGGAGGGAGAUGCCCGUGGAUGGUUCCAUCCAGACAAAGCAGCCCAGAGAGUAAAGGAACACGGUGAGGACUACGGACCUGCGUACAUCGUGGCUGGUGUACAUGACGACGAAGUAAUCAACCGCUGGAAGGGUCUAAACUAUCCAAUCAUGAACAUCUUUGAGCGAGGCCUCUGCGUCCUCCAAUGUCGUUAUGUAAAUGCUGUUGUGUUUGCUGCCCCUUUUACUCCAACUGAAGCAUACCUCAAGGCCCUACCUUUUGGAAUGGCUGAUGUGGUGUAUCAUGGUCCCACAACCUUCAUGCCUCUAACCUUUGACCCGUAUGAAGAGCCCAGAAAACUAGGGAUAUUUAGAGAAAUCGGCAAUCAUCAGUUCCAAAACGUUAAUGCUGGAGAAAUAGUACAGCGUAUCAUGACAGCUAGAGCAGCCUUCGAAGAACGGCAGAGGAUCAAGAUGCUCAAGAGCAUCAAUGAGGCAGAAGUUAAAAAACAAGAAGAAUCAGCUAAGUUGGCUGGACAAGGUAAUUAG
Molecule: messenger RNA, 1353 nt
Organism: Nannizzia gypsea CBS 118893
Lineage: Eukaryota; Fungi; Ascomycota; Eurotiomycetes; Onygenales; Arthrodermataceae
Product: ethanolamine-phosphate cytidylyltransferase
Exons: 4
Coding region: 1-1353 (450 amino acids)
Biological process (GO): phosphatidylethanolamine biosynthetic process
Cellular component (GO): cytoplasm
Molecular function (GO): ethanolamine-phosphate cytidylyltransferase activity
Source: RefSeq, a predicted model, not a curated record